Molecule: messenger RNA, 7217 nt
Organism: Helicoverpa armigera (cotton bollworm)
Lineage: Eukaryota; Metazoa; Arthropoda; Insecta; Lepidoptera; Noctuidae
Product: Krueppel-like factor luna
Exons: 4
Coding region: 107-781 (224 amino acids)
Biological process (GO): regulation of transcription by RNA polymerase II
Molecular function (GO): RNA polymerase II cis-regulatory region sequence-specific DNA binding; DNA-binding transcription factor activity, RNA polymerase II-specific
Source: RefSeq, a predicted model, not a curated record
GCGCGGGACGAGGGAGCGCGUGCAGCUCAGUCGCUCGCGAGCCAGUGCCAGGAGAGGUCGCGCCGCGCGUUUUUCUCACUUCGAUCGGCAUCACAUGUAAAGUGCGAUGGACGUGCUACCGAGCGGCAACUUGUUCCGCGAACUCCAGGACGUGACGGACACCGGCUACUUCGAGUGGAAGCUGUCCCUGGAAGACUACUGGCAACAGACAUGUUACGAGAUGGAGAGAUAUCUCCGGGAGGAGCCCCGCAAGCGACGCGACCCUCCCCAGGAGGAGGAGUGGGCCCGUUCCACCUGCAGCCCACCCUCGCCACCAGCUUCCCCGCCGUCGCCACAACCCACCACGACCUUCACGUUCAUCACCGCCGUGAAGUGUGAGCCUCAGAGCGACUCCGAUGAACCGAGGGGUAUGUCUGCUACGCAAGAGACUCCGAGUCCAGUGCCAGUGCCGCACGUGGUGCCGAGGAAGGUCCACGUGGCUCGUCACCACCCACACCCGCACGCGACUGAUCCCCGCAGACGCGUGCAUCGCUGCGAGUUCCCCGCAUGCGAUAAAGUCUACACUAAGAGCUCGCAUCUCAAAGCGCAUAAGAGGACGCAUACUGGCGAGAAGCCGUACAAGUGCUCGUGGGAGGGGUGCGAGUGGCGGUUCGCGCGCUCGGACGAGCUCACGCGGCACUACCGCAAGCACACGGGCGCCAAGCCGUUCCGCUGCCGCCACUGCGAGCGCUGCUUCUCGCGCUCCGACCACCUGGCGCUGCACGCCAAGCGGCACGCGUAGCCCGCGGCGCCCGCGCCCGUCCGCGCCCCCGCUCGCAAGCGCAAGUAGAACGACCACGCGCUGUCUUUAUUUACAAGUAUAUUAGUGAUUCCGUUUAUAGGUUGUCGUGAGUUGUGAACACGGAAUUGAUUGUGAUGGGCGCUGCUCCAUACAGCGACAAGCCAAAGAAUGCCGCUACGUCGUAGUCAACACUCAUUGCACCUAAUGCUUUAAAGUUAUUUUUUUUUUGUUUUUAAGUUUAACGAGUUUUUUUAUUCGGGAAAAAUCUCUUGAUGUUUCGGCAAUUAUCGUUACGGUUCUUUGUUGCUAAGAUUUCGAUUUAUAGCCGUUGUGUAUUUUUAUGUGAGCUUCGUGUAUUUAGUCGCCGCCGCGUAGCGACGGUGCGAGUGUGCCAUGAGUGGGAGUCUCCCCACAUGCAUUUCAGUCGCGGUCAUAUUAUUUAUUGGGAAGUUCGGCUAAUGAUCCCACCGACGCCGAGCACGACCUUUAAUAUUUUAGGCUUAGUGCGUCGCGUUACCUGAUGUUAUGUCGGAGUCGCGAGUCAGUCGGCGUGUCUCUCGCAUGCCUCUAGCUCGAACCACUAGCUCAAAAUUGAUGAUUCAACUUGAACUAAUAAAGUGAAUGAAAUUACAAAACUAAAAAUCCCAAGUUCUGAAGCAGUGGUUCGCGUUGGAAGUAGGCUAAGGUAUCGACCGACUGGCUCGCCAUCUCUGCGCAGAUUCGUAUGUUUAUUUUGUUUAACUGUAUUUUAUUCAGUAGUUUAAGCUUUUUCUUUACUCUUUCAUUCCGAUAUUGUGCGGUUAACAGGCCUUUAUUUCGUUAGCUAUAAGAUUCUUUAAUGCGUGCACUAUUUGAUGUUUGGCAGGCCGUUACACACAUAGCGUGGUCGAUUUGCCUACAGGGAGGGUAACAUCUAUAGUACAUAUUUUUUUUGUAUUUUUGUAAAGUGCGGAUCGCUACGUGUGUAGAGGCUCCGUUGAUUCUGGCGGGAACAAUGGUCACUAAUGGCAGUAUUCGCGUGUUCAAUCAUGAUCUCAGUAACAUACAAGAACAGCACUAUAUAUGGUUUGCCAUUAUUUGCCAUCGUCGCUUGUCUAAACACAGUCGCAACUUUUCGUUGGCCAUCUUGAUAAGACCGGUUACAGACGGACGUGGCGACGGCUGCGUUUGGCGUCAUAACCGGCCAGCAUACUGAUUGUGCACGACUUUUGUGAUCACUUGGACAGCACGAGAGUGUGCACUCUCAAGAUGCUGGUUGCGUAAUGCCACUAACUUGUAACGGUAAUAAUUAAUCAAAGAUCCUGAUCAUCUUCCACUGAAUAUAAUUAGUAAUUUAAUAUCAUCAUAUUUAAUGUCCCAAUAAACGUCCCAAGUUUUAGUUUGUGUAAGCACAUGCUGUCGACGACACAUUCUGCAUCUUUGCAAAACCAUUUCCAAAUCUCUGCAGAAUCACUUCCAAAUGUGUGCAGAGUUACUUCUGCAAGUUGUGGCAGUUACGGGACAGCUAACAUAAUCUAGUUAACUUUUGUUACUAGAGCAUAAGUAUGAACAACGACUGUUUACAAUAAAUAAACUGCCAUUUUUUUAUUCUAAUGUACAGUGUCGUUGAGUCGUCAGUAACUGUGCAUCUUUUAUUGCAUACCUCCCGGGGCCAAUAAUAAUUUAGUCUUCCCAGUUUGAUAAGUUCUUGUUACAGUAUGAUGUGUUUUAUAUCUUUGCAGAGAUAUCACGCUCACUAAACGCUCUUUUAACAAUAACUAUUAUAAGACAAUACAAAUUUUAAUAUAGUCAAAUAUUUAACGUAAUUUUCGACUGACUAUAAUUGAAAAUAAAAGAAUGCAUUGACUGAUCUAGAAUUAAAUAACUGAUCUGCUUUGAGUUUUGUUGUAAAUUGGUUUGAACAAUCGUAGUUGUGAUAGUGUGAGAUCACGCUUAUGUGAACAAAUAGUGUAAGAUUAUUAAAAUGCCUUAUUUAACUUGUUUUAAACUUAAUUAAGAAGAAGUUGAAACAUUUGUCGCGUGUGAUAUCUCUGCAGUUUAGUCCCCACAUACGAAACAUGUCUGUAUUUGCACUUCCGCUCAUUAUUCGUUAAUAUUUCGUCGUCCCAUGUACCUACUUUUUAUAACAUUUAAAUUAUUAAACCACCACAUUUUAUCAAAUACAUUAUUUAAGUUAAGUAUCAUUUUAUUGUAUAUGUAUAUUAUUGUUGACAAAUAUUGAAUAUUUGUAAAUUUUAUUUUGAAAAUCUCAGUUGCUUUUAAAUCAAGUUUAUUUUUUGCGAUUUUUGUCGACUGUCAAAAUAGUUAUUAUUACAUAGAGAUUAUUAUUUUGUUUUGACAGUAGACAAUAAUAGAAUUACGUGUCAAUAGCAAUAUGACUAAAGAACAAGGGAAAGAUGUGUUUGUAUAAUGUAAAUAAACAAUUCGGUAUUUGCAAUACUGUAAAAAUUAUCUUUGUGCGUAAAUGCGAAAUCACAUUGCAUCGGAUGUUAACCAAAUUAUUGUUUAGUUUCAUCGUUGAGCAUACAUUGCUGGACCAUCCAUUUUAACUUUCCAACAAAGUUGAAAGUCAUUAGACACUUGAAUCGUUUUAUUAUUAUUUUAUUAAUUGCUAUUGGUCACACGUAAUGAACUCACACAGGCAUAUACAGGGGGUUUACACGCAUGCAUAGCUCACGCUUUCCGCGGGGUGCUCUUAUACAGGUUGAUGCAAAAAUACUAAACAUAUUUUAGCCAUCUUUGAAAAGCGUGGGUGCGUUUUCGAGACCUGUAUGAACCCCCAGCUAGCUUCAAAACUGGCUAGGCUCACUGUGUUGCAUCACACAAUAUAAGGGUUAGGCUAUAUACGUAAAAUCAUGUGUUAGCAGUACGAAUUUAGCUAUUAAAAGUCAUACAUAACUAAAAAUAAUAAAUAUCAUUCUGCAUUUUUUCUAGAUCAAUGUAUAUGUGUAACAACCGUGAAAACAUAGAUGUAAGAAACAAAAAAUAUAAAAAAAAAUAAUGUGAUUCAUAAAGUUAUUAUACCUUAAAUAUUGAAGUGAAACAUGAUAGAAAUAAAUGUUUAUAUGUAUGGUACGAAUACCGCUUCAUGAAUGGUCUAUGUGUACUAGGUAUAUGCACGACGGCUGGUAAAUGCAUAUGUAGUCUUGUAGAAUAUACUUAGAGUAAUUUGUAAUGUGUUACCCGCCGACCUAAAUCAUCAAGGUUAUUCAUUCCUGUUUCUCUUUGUACGAGGAUAAAGUUAUCAAAUAUUCCAGAUUGUUGCAUUUUUUAUAACGUAUGAAAAAACAUAGGCCUCUCCUAUUUUAUGUAAUACAUGAUUUUCUAAAGGAUUCUAUAGUUAUUAAAAUGUUUACACAAAGCGGGUAACAACAAAAAUUAUACUAAAGAUUCCAUAUGAAUGUCAAACUACGUCAUAUUGUAUUAGAGAACGUAAUAUAUAAACGAAAUAUACAUUUAUCUAAUAAUAUACUUACAUUAUACUAUAUAAAAUAGAUAAAUUUUCGUCAUUCAAGAUAAGCGGCUGUGUUAGAAUCAACUCUUUGUAUAAAAUUUUCGACUCCACCGAAUCGGGAAACGUAUACAAUAUAAUAAAAAAUAGUAUUUAAGAUGCAUUAAGGUGAAAAUAAUUAUUUAAGGCCGAUGUAUAAUGAUUUAGGAAUUUCUCUUAAGAUUCACAGGUAUACGCAAUAAAAUAAUUCCAAAUAACUUGCGGAUAUAUCAUGAAAUGUCAACAUAUAUUAUGUACUGUUUAAAUAAGUAUUUUUAUUUUUUAAGAAUGUCAUCAGCAUCAUAUCUUACCAAUAAGGUUUUAUUCAAACCUUUACUUGGUAAAUACUUAAGAUAAAAAAAACAACUGAAAACUAACGAGCUUUACAAACAAAGACGCACAAUUUUAUACUUAGUUACAAAUAACAAUUACCUUUACAUAAUUAAAAAUAUUUAUUUCGUUGCGUAUCCCUGUAUAUUUUAUUAAUUUUAUGCGCGGUAAUUCCUUAAAAAUCUUUUCUCUAUAAUCAAUAUGAGAUCAGACGAAUGCAAUAAAUAACAAAAAAGUUUGUAUGUGUUUGUGUAGGUUAGUUUUUAUCCGGGAGCGGGAAAUAGUUGCCUCUGCUGGCGGAACCUAGCCUAAAAUAAAUUUGGGUCAGUAUGCCAUUUAGUGUUCAAGGCCGCCAGGACCUAGUUUUGAGAUUUUCAAUAUCGUACCUAUAUUUCUCCUCGAAUAUAUGUCAGUAGGACAUCACAAAAAAGGCAACAAUAUCUCUUAUUAAAAUAACAAAACAAUCAGAAAAUCUUCCAAUACUUACAUCGUUCUUCCAAAAGGCAUACACCAUCCAAAAAAAGUCUCGCCAAACUCGUAUUAGCCCGCGGUUGUAAACACAGAUGGUACUUUAUAGAAGCUUUGUUUGUUUUCAUUCACAACUUUGUCUAGAUGUGUAUAGAGAAACGCGAGGACUGUACUAUUGAUUGCCCGGGAUACUCUGUAUGCGCGCGAAUUGCACCGGCACACGACCGCCGCCUACCGCAGCUUGUGCGAACUAAAGCCUCCCGCGUAUUUCGAACACAAAGCGUUCAUAUUUCAUCUUGCUAAUUGGGAUACGUAUUUGGCCUUGAAAAAAAAUAUUCUGAAAAAUAAUUGAUUGAUUUAAGGGGCGCAGUUGACAAAAAUGAUUAGGUAAAUAAAAAAGUAACACCCCGUCUUUUUUCAAAAUUACCGUGCAUAUUAAAUAAUAUAAUUAUUUUGCUAACAAGGUGCCUUAUUUUGAUCGCAUUAGUAUUCUAUUGUCGUUAUUUUGAAUACAAAUAAGUUAAUUUUACUCCGUUAGUACAUUCCAGUGGGUCUCGAUUCGGUAGGAUAUUUUGAAUAUCAUAUUGUAAGAAUAUUUUUUUGUAGACUUGUAAUCGGCUGCAGAAUGCAAUAUUUUAAUAUUUAAUCAAUUUUUUAAAUUUUAAUGUUGGUUAAUUUUCUACUUAUGUUAAUUAUCUUUUUAAAAUUUGACUUAAAAAUUGCUAAAUGUUUUAACAUAUUUCAUGGUUUAAAAUACAUUUACUUACAGCUAAAAAUAGUGUCGCCAUAAGCUUUUUGUUUGCAGAAUGAAAUUUCAACAAUUAUUAGAUAAUAUUAGCUUUUUUAACAUUUUAAAUACUGUAACAUUUAUAUUAAAAUAUAAGUAAGCAUUUUAUAGAAUUAUAAACUUCAUAAUGGUUGUCUGUAUUUCAAUAAUAUAAUACUGAAUAGGUAGGAUAUUCAAAGGUUGUACUAGAGAAUGAAAUUCAAAAUUAGGCUAAAUACCUAAAACAACGAUUUAGGAGACAAAGUGAAAAGCUUAUGGUGAAACUAGAUUUGAAAAUAUACAUAUAUUAGUAGUGACCUCUGACAUACCUUGAACAUGAACAAAGAAUAUGAUUUCUGAGUCGGUUACAAGCUGUUGACAGAUCAUUUCUGUCACUAAUCAUUUCGGUGACGUGUCUACUGUAAACGUCAUUAAAUUGCCAAAUUACGUCACUGUUCUGAUAAGGAAGCUGCGCCUUUUUUGUAAAACUUUGUGACUAUCCAGGAUAAAUAUUUGUGAUAUUGGGUCUACCCCAGCCAGAACAAUAUUGUGGGCUCAAAGUGUGAGUCGAUAAUUAAGAAAAAACACUGAUUAAUUAAUAAAUGAAUGGUUGAGUAUGAGCAAAGAUUACAUCAGAUAAUGUUACCUUUUUAGCUUAUAAAUUUAUUAGCUUUAAAUACAUUUUUGAACAAUUUGUUCUUUAGUUAUAGUUUGCUAAAAUGUUUGUGAGCUUGGGCUGUGUGCACAGCAGUGGCUAGACGCUAGAGACAGUACAGACUGCCUGUGCCUGCAGGCCCGAGGUCUCAUCACCAGUGUGCAAGUGACUGUGAGAACCUUUUUGUAUUACUCUAAAUAAUAAUUAAAAUUGUUUGAGUAUUGGAUACUUGUCCAAAUUUGUUUCACAAGCUUAGGCGUGUAUUAUAUUAUAAUUAUUAUCUUUAAAGUAAGUUGUUAUGAUUAAGUGCAAAAUUUUAAAUUUAAAAGAAAUUUAUAUAUUGUUAAUUUUAGUGUGGAACAGAAUACUUGUGAAAUAUUGUACGCUGGAUAGUCAUUGAUGAAUUCUGCAAUUUAAAAUUAAUUCAAUUAUAAUAAAAAAGGCGAAGCUUUUUGAAAUAAUAUAUGUUAUCUUCUAGUUUAUAUCUGUACCGGCGUUUAUAUUUCCAAUGAGCCGAGACUUGUAUAUAAACACUUAAUAUAGUUACUAAUACUACAUAUUUACAAAAACAUGUAAUAAUAAUAAUAAUUGUGCAUGUAAACAGUUAUUUAUUAUUAUUAUUUUGUUCUCGUUUCCUUUCUGAUGUAUGUAUGGUAGGUCUCCGUGCGAGAGACAGGUGAAGUAGCAUACACAUUUUAUAUUAUUAAAUUUUUCUUAUAUGUGGAAA